UGCAGGUGGUCAGGGUCCAGUCAGAAGGGACUUGCUGGGACGGGGGGAGAAAGGACCCCUUCAACUGGGAAAGGAACACUGGUUAGUGGGCGGCACGUCCCAGUGUAAUCUGUCAAACACAUCUCCGGGCCAGUUUUACUUAUACAUCUCGCGGGGGGGUGGGGGGUGCGACCCAGUGACCUUCCAGUUCCUGAUUACUAGGAAGUUAACCCCGGUACAGGACUUCAGCUUAGACAGCGCUUUGACAGGCUGUGUCUUUUUUAAUCCUCUUGUCCCCAGACGAGGCGGUGGAGAUGUGUCAGCGGUCAAUUGUUUACUCUGCACACAUUCCGAAGAGGAAACUGUACCCCUACACGGGACAUUAACUCUACAGGACCUCUCCGCUCCGGGUUGCCAACUCUGUCGCGGCCCCCCUUCGGACGAAGGCGCUGCAGCACAGCUCUUCCCGCGAAAUGCUGCCCAGCCCCGAGCUGGUGCGUCAAUGCUACGCGCAACGCCUCGCCUGGCCCUACGUCAUUCGUCUGCGACUGCGCCUGCGCGGGUGGUCAUGCUGUCAGCUAGGCAGCUGGGGCAGGUUCUGCUAGGGCUGCGGCGCUUCGGGAGGUGGCCGGGGCUCGGGACCUGUCGAUUCCUGCGCCGCCUUAGGCAAGGUCCCUUCGACAGAGCCCGGUUACUGGGUUGCGAAUCCUCGCCUAGAGACGCGCAAAAUGAAGAGGGAGAGCACGAGGAGGCACAGAGGAAAGCCCCAGACGCAGAGUCGUCUCCAUCUCUCCCACGCGUCCGGGGACUUGGGACCAAAUGUCUUUCCUCACUGGAAAGAUUGAAACCCCCGACGCCGCGAGAGGAGUCAGUUCCUCAAGAGCGGGAGUGCUCGAGUGGAGACGAAGGCCAGCCCGGUCCCUCCUUGGCCCAGUCUGCCACCGAGGACGAAGAACCUCACAUCUCCUCUUCCUGGUCAACUUCCAGAGAGGUGCCUUUUCGGACUGGGGAGCUGAUUUUAGCUGAGACUAGAAAGAGAGAAACACAAUUUAAAAAAUUAUUUAGGCUGAGUAACGCCGGACACUUAAAUAGUAGCUGGGGGACAGUCCCAUUCAGGGAGAUCGUGGGGAAGUUCCCCGGCCAGAUACUGAGGAGUUCUGCUGGUAAGCACUUCAUGCUGAGGAGGCCGACACUGGAGGACUAUGUAUUACUGAUGCAAAGAGGGCCUGCUAUCACAUAUCCAAAGGAUAUGAAUAUGAUACUGUUGAUGAUGAAUAUCCACCCAGGUGAUACUGUUUUGGAAGCUGGCUCGGGCUCUGGUGGAAUGAGUUUAUUUCUAUCCAAAGCAGUUGGAUUGCAAGGACGAGUCAUAAGUUUUGAAAUACGAAAAGACCACCAUGAACUGGCUAAGAAGAAUUACAAACACUGGCGUGAUUCAUGGAAAAUGAGUCAUGUAGAAGAGUGGCCAGACAACGUGGAUUUUAUUCAUAAGGAUAUUUCAGGAGCAGCUGAAGAUAUACAGUCUUUAACAUUUGAUGCGGUAGCUUUGGAUAUGCUGAAUCCUCAAGUUGCUUUGCCUAUUUUAUACCCAAAUCUUAAACAGGGUGGUAUAUGUGCUGUCUAUCUAGCAAACAUCACACAGGUUAUUGAACUUUUAGAUGGAAUUCGUGUAUGUGAACUUGCCCUUUCAUGUGAAAAGAUAAGCGAAGUUAUUGUCAGAGAUUGGUUGGUUUGCCUUGCAAAACAGAAAAAUGGACUUUUAGCUCAAAAAGUGGAACCUAAAAUCAACACAGAUUUACAAUCACAUUCUCAAAAGAAAAUUAGAAUUGAAGGUGAGAUGUUUCAAGAGGAUGAUCACGAAGAAUCACCUUGUGAUUUUCCCUAUGGAUCAUUUCCCUAUAUUGCUAGACCUAUACACUGGCAAACUGGUCAUACGGCCUUUCUUGUCAAGUUGAGGAAGUGCAAACCACAACUUAACUGAGUACCUCAGAUGACAACUGAUUUGAAGACAGAUAUAUAUUAAAAUAAAACUUUAUAUUACAAAUCACUACUUUUGUAGGUUGGUAUUUUUAGCUAUUACUAUGAUUUGUGUAACUUUUACAUGUAAUCUUGAAAAAGUAACAAAAGCUCAAGAAAGAUGUGUAACAUUUCAAAACUCCUUAAAUGUCCCAUUUUGACACUUGUCUUGCAGUUAGACAUUUUGUAGUUAAUGAUUCCAAGUUGGUUUAGUUGAGCCAUCUCAUUCUUCACUUCCUGUAAACCACUCCAUAGAUUUGUCUUUCUUCAUGAAAUUAGUUUUCUUUUCUUUGUUUGAUUGAUGGUCAUUGGCUACCAAAAUAAAAUAUGCACUUUAAGAUAAAUUUUAUGUACCUGUGUAUUUUAAAUACAUAUUUUAAUGGCUUGUAUGUAUCUUAAAAAAUAACAAAUCUGGGUUAUAGUAAAUAAUAGGGAGAAAAUUGAUAAGAAUGAUAUAACUGUCUUAAAAAUUAUAACAAAAAAGUAACAAUUCUUGAAUCUUUUAUUCUUCUCAGCCUCAUUUUAACAAUUUGAAAGAACAUCAGAAUUAUUCUAUUGUUAUAGAAAUUGAAUGUUUGGAAAGAUACACUUUAUAAAUAUGAAUUAAAUAGGACUAGGGCUUAUGAGUAUUCAUAGGCACCAGUUUAACAUUUACCUUACAUUGUUUUAAGAAGUUUAUAAUGUCUUUUCAUUUAAUAUGUAUAGCUCAUCCUUAAGGUUAUCCAUGUUUUACAGAUUAACAAAAGCUUAUAGUUAUUAUUUAAAUAUAGAUGUUUUACAGUUUUGAAGUAGUAGUACCUGGGAGGGUAAAUGCUACUUACCCCUUAGACUAGGAGUAUUUAAAAUAAUACAUGUAUUCUAACUAACACUGUACAUAUUUUUCACUAUGUGGAAAAAUUUCAUCUAAAAUCUCUGCCUUUUUACAGCUUAUAGCAUAGCUAGACAUUAAAUAACCACACAAAUAUAAAACUAAAACUGAUUGAAUCAUAAGUAGGGUAGUCUUCUGGUACCAUUCCUAUAAAAUAUCUGAACACUCAUACAACAAUAAUGGCUUUAAAAUUUUCAUGACAUUUCUAGACAUAUAGAAGCUCUCACAUUUUAAAAUUCCAUCAUGGAAUACUCCCCUUUCUUCUAUUUAACUGCUAGUGAAAUUCUGCCCUUCAUUUAUCUUUUUUGAAUGCAGGCCCUGGAAAAGGGGUUGGCUGCAGAGCAAAGAAAGGUUGUGCCUUCUCCUAUUUCACAUAGAAAAGUUUGUGUUCAGUACACUGUGCUUUGUAGAUGUUGCAUUGAAUAAAACCUAACAGUGUCCAUUUCUAAUACUGAGUUGAAAACCAAACUACAUAGGCAAAUAAACAUUUAUUUAUAUAGUUAUCAAAGUCCAGGUUAAGCCCUUUAUCCAUCUCUCCACUGAAUACUAAGCAUGUUUACAAUCUGGCUUGUGGGACAGAUGCCUUCUUCUAAAGUUAACUUUCUAUGUUCAUGUCUGGCUCUCAUUUACCAUAAUAUAAACUCCAAGAGAUCUGUGAUUGAGUCAAAGCUGUAUUCCCAGUAACUUCCAGAGGCACUGACUUUUUUUUUUUUUUUUUUUUUUUUUUUGUCUUUUAGGGCCACACCACACCCUCAGCACAUGGAAGUUCCCAGGCUAGGGGUUAAAUCAGAGCUGUUGCUGCCUGCCUAUGCCACAGUCACAGCAACAUGGGAUCUGAGCCGCAUCUGCAACCUAUACCACAGCCCACAGCAAUGCAGAAUCCUUAACCCACUGAUCAAAGCCAGGGAUCAAACCUACAACCUCAUGGAUGCUAGUCAGGUUCGUUACCAUUGUGCCACCAUGGGAACUCCCAGAGAGCCUGACUUUUUCACUCAAUAAAUGGUCAGUAAAAUUUACAAUGGCUCAGAGUCUACACUGGAUCAGAUGUUGUUUCAUCUGUUGACUUGGUUGUUCUAGGGGGAAAUUUUAGUACAUAGCUUGUGGAUUUCUGGAAGACCUUGAGUUUGAACUUUAUAUGUCAGAGUCAGUAGGGAACUUCUGAAAGUUUCCAUGAUCAUGUAAAAGGAGGUAUUUUUUAAAAGUUAGUCUGUUGGUGGUAUCUGAGUAUUUAAAGGAAGGGAAAAACUAUUAGAUCAGAAACUUCAUAGUAAUACAUAGUGUACAGCUAUGAAGUGAUUGGUAGUAAUAUACAACAAGGAGGUGUGGAAAGGGGGCAGAUGUAAAAAAAUAUUGUGAAGGAAGGACCAGACAAGCUGAUGGUUGAUUGGAUGGAGAGGGAGUGAAGCUAUAUAUAUUCAAACUUUCAUCCACUGUUCAGAAGCCCUUUCCCUUGUUUCUCUGGGCAAAACAGGAUUCAGUCAAUGCCCAGCUCAUAACUUACUUCCUUAGAGAAGACUUUACCAUGUCUCUCACCCUACAGAAUUAAUUCUGUAAUCUUUUGCAUUGAUCAUAUCAUUAGCACUGCCCUUAUCACAUCAUUAAUUGAUAAGCCCUGAUUAUAUCUUCAUUAAGGAUUUUAAACUGGGAUGACUGAAACAGUGAUAAUAACAAAAGUAAAGUUCAGAGAGGAUUUCUUUUUAAGGAAAAAUUAUUUGAUUUUAGAUUAUAUAACAGUUGGAAUGUCUCAUGCCUGACUACAUGACCCAA
Messenger RNA from Sus scrofa (pig), 4630 nucleotides. RefSeq names its product tRNA methyltransferase 61B (gene TRMT61B). The record is from RefSeq and is a predicted model, not a curated record. NCBI's taxonomy places the organism in Eukaryota, Metazoa, Chordata, Mammalia, Artiodactyla, Suidae. Gene Ontology annotation, biological process: tRNA methylation. Gene Ontology annotation, molecular function: tRNA (adenine(58)-N1)-methyltransferase activity. Gene Ontology annotation, cellular component: tRNA (m1A) methyltransferase complex; mitochondrion.